Molecule: messenger RNA, 559 nt
Organism: Agrilus planipennis (emerald ash borer)
Lineage: Eukaryota; Metazoa; Arthropoda; Insecta; Coleoptera; Buprestidae
Product: dynein heavy chain 6, axonemal
Exons: 2
Coding region: 101-457 (118 amino acids)
Biological process (GO): microtubule-based movement
Cellular component (GO): dynein complex
Molecular function (GO): minus-end-directed microtubule motor activity; dynein light intermediate chain binding; dynein intermediate chain binding
Source: RefSeq, a predicted model, not a curated record
UACAAAUAAGGGAACGAUGUGGUUAUAAUACAGUCAUUUAUUAAGACACCAUUAAUUAUAUGCAUGCAAUUUUGAUCAAAAGCAAUUAAAACUAAACGUAAUGUUUAAGGUGCGGUCGGUUUUUGGUGCUUUAACAACCCCUACAGACGGAGUAAUUAUCCAUGGAUUAUAUUUGGACGCUGGAAGAUGGGACAACCGAAACGGGAUCUUAGUGGACGCUGAACCAGGUGAAAUAAAUCCUCCAUUGCCUUCAGUUCACUUCAUGCCAGUCGUAAAACUACCGGCCAAAGACACCCGUUACGUAUGUCCUUUGUACAAAACCUCAGUGAGGGCUGGCACUUUAUCAACCACCGGACACAGCACCAACUUUGUCCUUGCAGUUUUCCUGCCAACAACUGAACUUCAAAGUUACUGGAUAUUGAAAGGCACCGCUUUACUUACUCAACUCACAGAUUAAUUACUGUUCCUCCUGCGUUUUAGUUAAUUUAAUUGUUAGUUAACAUAUUCACUUACUAUGAUAUCGACCCUCAUUCAACCUUAAAUAAAAACUCGUUUUUUC